Chrysochloris asiatica (Cape golden mole) is the source of this 1319-nucleotide messenger RNA. It is a transcript of the gene TSTD2, whose product is annotated as thiosulfate sulfurtransferase (rhodanese)-like domain containing 2. Lineage: Eukaryota; Metazoa; Chordata; Mammalia; Afrosoricida; Chrysochloridae. The record is from RefSeq and is a predicted model, not a curated record. Bases 45 to 1319 code for a protein of 424 amino acids. The transcript is spliced from 8 exons.
GUUACCUGAAGGAAUUCUCUACUCAACGACGGCAGCCAAACCAGAUGCCUUCUUCCACUUUAGCAGACCAAGGAGGUGACCUGGAGGCCUGUGUUUUGAGAUUUUCAGACCUGGAUUUAAAAGGCACAACUCAUAUCAGUCCUAGUAGCCGUCUCAAAGCAGAGUUAGAUGGCAGUACAAAGAAGAAAUACUCCUUUGCAAAGAAAAAGGCAUUUGCCCUUUUUGUCAAAACCACGGAAGUUCCAGCAUCUCCUUUGGAAUGUAAAGAAAAAUGGUGGAAAUGUUGUCAACAACUAUUCAAGGACCAGACCAGCAUCCACAGACAUGUGGCAACACAACAUGCUGAUGAAAUUUGUCAGCAGACUGCUUUCAUUCUCAAGCAGCUGUCUGUGACCUUGAGCUCCUCCAAGAGUUGUAAGCCUGCAGAUAAAAGGAACCUUCUCAAAGAGUACCUCACUCAUGACCAUGAAGUAUCAGCUUGGCUCCCUGAAAUACGCUGCUUUAGUCCUGACCAACUGAAAGGUGGCCAGGGCACUGAUGAAGGGGAGGUGCUGCUUUAUUACUGCUACUGUGACCUGGAGGAUCCAUACUGGCUCUGUGCCUGGCAGACAGCUCUGUGUCAGCAUCUGCACCUCACAGGCAAGGUUCGAAUUGCUACAGAAGGAAUCAAUGGAACAGUUGGUGGAAGCAAAUUGGCCACCAGACUCUAUGUGGAAGCCAUGCUUUCCUGCCCAUUGUUUAAGGAUUAUCUGUGUAAGGAAGAUUUUAAGACCAGCAAAGGAGGAGCCCAGUGCUUUCCAGAAUUGCGUGUUGGUGUUUUUGAAGAAAUUGUGCCCAUGGGGAUUAGCCCCAAUAAAGUCUCCUACAAGAAGCCUGGAACCCAUUUAUCCCCAGGUGAAUUUCAUGAAGAAGUAAAAAAGUUUUUAUCUCUGCAAAAUCGAGAACAAAGUGAUACUAUCCUCCUAGACUGCAGAAAUUUCUAUGAAAGCAAAAUAGGGCGAUUCCAGGGCUGCUUAGCCCCAGACAUCAGGAAGUUCAGCUACUUCCCUAGCUACGUCGACAAAAACCUAGAGCUUUUCAGAGAGAAGAGGGUGCUGAUGUAUUGCACUGGGGGCAUUCGCUGUGAGCGGGGCUCAGCCUACCUUAAAGCCAAGGGAGUGUGCAAGGAGGUAUUCCAGCUCAAAGGCGGCAUCCACAAGUACCUGGAAGAGUUUCCCGAUGGUUAUUACAAAGGGAAGUUGUUUGUGUUUGAUGAGCGCUAUGCCCUUUCGUACAACAAUGUCAUAGUGUCAGGUAGGUCAGCCCAGAACCCAAACUGA